AUGGCAUGUGCUAAGUCUUGUCGCUCGUUCGAUGCUGUCGAGGACGCUAAAGUCUUGGAAAAGGCAAUGAAGGGCCUAGGCACAGACGAAAAGGCUAUCAUCGAAGUUCUCACUUACCGAUCUGCGGCUCAAAGACGUGAAAUCGAAGCCGCAUACAAGGCCCAGUUUGGCAAAGAUCUGAAGAGGGAGCUCCACAGUGAACUAAGCGGCAACUUCAGGCAGGCCGUUCUGUGGUCCUUUGGCGACCGCGCCCAUGUGAACGCACAGGCUCUCUUUAAAGCCAUCGACAGACCAGGCACGGAUGAAAGAAUGCUCGUUGAUGUGUUGUGUACUGCAACCAAUGAGGAAAUUCAGGAAAUCAAGGAAGCAUAUCAAGACGUUUUAAUCCAGAACAAAAAGAACACCUCGAAACGAAAUCUAGAGGAGGACGUUAGGAGCGACACUUCGGGUGACUUCAGAAAAGUGCUCAUUGCUCUGCUUCAAGCAAGUCGGGAGGAAGGCUGUGAUGAGGCCCAGGCGAAGGAAGAUUGCGAGGCUCUUUACCAAGGUGGCGAGGCAAAACUCGGUACAGAUGAGGAAACAUUUACACGAAUUUUCUGCACAAGGAGUUGGAAGCAAUUACGCAGAAUAAAUGAACUCUACAUAGAGAACUACGGUCACGACCUUAUCAAGGCUAUUUCGAAGGAAACCUCGGGAGACUAUAAAAUGGCGUUGACACGGAUAAUGGAAACUGCCCACAGUGUAAAGAAAACAGUUGCUGAGAUGCUCUACAAGAGCAUGAAGGGAGCUGGAACUAAUGACGACAAUCUAAUUCGCAUUAUUCUGGCUUAUUCUGAGCACAACCUCGCCAGGAUACGAGAAAUUUUUGACAUUACGUACGAGAAGACGCUGGUGAAAAUGAUUGAAGGUGACACUUCAGGUGAUUAUAGAAGAUAUCUUCUCGCGAUUCUGGGAUAA
Mesocestoides corti is the source of this 957-nucleotide messenger RNA. Lineage: Eukaryota; Metazoa; Platyhelminthes; Cestoda; Cyclophyllidea; Mesocestoididae. The record is from the annotation of a GenBank genome assembly.